Molecule: messenger RNA, 1191 nt
Organism: Oldenlandia corymbosa var. corymbosa
Lineage: Eukaryota; Viridiplantae; Streptophyta; Magnoliopsida; Gentianales; Rubiaceae
Source: the annotation of a GenBank genome assembly
AUGGCCCAAUUUUCAGUCUCCCCUGAUACCCACACCUUCCCUUUUGCUCUGAAAGCAUGUGCCCACUUAAGGUCCCUUUCACUUGCGAAAUCCCUUCAUUGCCAAGCCCUGAAAGUUGGGUUCUUGGAUGAUGUUUUUGCUUUUAACAACCUUAUUCAUGCUUAUUGUGUAUCUGGUGAUGCAUGUGGUGCUCAUAAUCUGUUUGAUGAAAAUCCUUACAGGGAUUUGGUUUCCUAUAAUGCCAUGAUUGAUGGGUUUGUUAAGGCUGGGUAUGCGAAAAUGAAUCAGUGCAGGGAGGCUAUUCAGCUCUUUGAUCAAAUGCUUUUUUUGGAUGUUAAGCCUGAUAAUACAGCAUUGGUUGCAGUACUUUCAGCUUGUGCACAGCUAGGAGAGUUGGAAAAGGGGAAAACAAUACAUGAAUAUAUCUUGCAAAAUAGAAAUAGAAUUAAUGAAUACUUGAUCACUGGUUUGGUGGACUUCUAUGGUAAAUGUGGGUACAUUGACACUGCAAGGGGUAUAUUUGAAUCCAGUACAAAGAACUUGUGUACCUGGAAUGCGAUGCUAGUUGGAUUGGCCAUGCACGGUCAUGGCAACUUCUUACUUGAUUACUUUGCGCGAAUGGUAGAUAGUGGCGUUAAACCCGACAGGGUGACAUUUCUAGGAGUGUUGGUUGGAUGCAGCCAUGCUGGUCUUGUGAAUGAGGCUAGAAAACUUUUUGCGGAGAUGGAAGCUGUUUAUGGUGUUCCCAGAGAAUUGAAGCAUUAUGGUUGCAUGGCGGAUUUGCUUGGACGUGCAGGCUUGAUUAAAGAAGCGGUGGAGAUGAUAGAGACAAUGCCCAUGCAGGGAGAUGUUUAUGUAUGGGGUGGUUUGCUUGGAGGUUGUCGGAUGCAUGGUGACAUUGAGGCUGCAGAGAAAGCCGCUUCGCAAUUGGUGGCAGUAAAGCCGGAAGAUGGAGGGGUAUAUUCAGUCUUGGCUAAUCUUUAUGCAAAUGCAGAGAGAUGGGAUGAUUUGGUGAAGAUGAGGUCUUUACGAGAAGGUGGUCAGAUUCGUAGAAAUGCAGGGUGUAGUUUGAUUCAAUUGAAUGGGGAAACGCAUGAAUUUGUUGCGGGGGAUGAUCUGCAUCCUCUGAUUCAGGAUAUAUAUACAAUUUUGAAUGUACUUGAGCAACAUAAACUUGAAGCUCUUUGUUAG